UUAGCAGUUUGACAGAAGGUGGCAAAUACCGUCAACAUUGUUGAUUUUUUCCGCAACUUUCAACAUGAUUUUUGAACCCAGUUUAAAUUAAGUCGCAAUUUUAAAUCCGGUAAUUAGUUAACGGUUUAAUUAGAUAAUACGAGCAGCUUAGAUCCUUAUAAAAUUAAUUGAAUAAACAAGGCAAGCGGAGGAGUCAGGAAUGAUUUUGCUGGGUAAACAGCUUGGCUGGAAUCUCACAAAACCCAGAAGGCUAGAAGACCAGCUCUAUCGCGGAACUCACCCUAUGUACAAUUGGAUGUAAUGUAGUUGUGCUGAAACCCUUAAAAUCUCCAGCAGAAAUUUGCAUGCAUUCUGUGACAUAAAAUCGCAAAGCACCAAGAAGUUGGCUUAUUGGCGACACAAUUACAGACAGGACAGACAAAGUAUCUUAAUCUAGAUUUACAUUUAGUUACCAGUUCUUAGAACAUUUAAAUCAAGAUGAGGGUAGUUGCAAUGGUUAGUGGCGGCAAAGACAGCACAUUUAACAUGAUGCAAUGCAUCGCCGCAGGCCAUAACAUAGUCGCUUUAGCCAAUCUAGUUCCUCACAAUAAAACUGAAAUAGAUAGCUAUAUGUAUCAAAGUGUAGGUCAUGAAGCCAUAGAUUUAAUAGCUCAAGCCGUAGACUUGCCCAUAUUUAAGAGAGAGACGUUUGGAGUCUCUAAAAAGAAAGGAAAAACGUACUAUCCCUGUGAAAAUGAUGAGGUUGAAGACUUGUAUUUGUUAUUGCAAGAGAUACAGAAAGAAAUUGAAUUUGAUGCCGUCUCAGUUGGUGCCAUUCUUAGCGAUUACCAAAGAGUUAGAGUAGAAAAUGUUUGCAACAGACUGAAACUCACCCCUCUAGCUUACCUUUGGCAGCGGAACCAAAAAGAGCUACUGGAUGAAAUGAUCAGGUGUGAAGUGGACGCCAUAGUGAUCAAAGUUGCAACUUUAGGCCUAGACCCUAAAAAACAUUUGGGGCGCAGUUUAAGUCUGUUACAGCCUCACCUUUUGAAAAUGCAUGAAAAGUAUGGCCUAAACGUGUGUGGUGAAGGGGGCGAAUAUGAAACAGUGACUUUGGAUUGUCCCCUAUUUAAGAGCAGACUUGUUGUGGAGGACUCUGAAAUUAUCAUGCACCAAAACGAUCCAAUAGCUCCAGUUGGAUUUCUCAGAUUCAAUUCGCUUAAUUUGGAAUUCAAGCUACCUGUCCUUAGUUUGGAAAGCAGGUUGGAUGGUUUACCGUUGAAAGAUAGCUACGGCUACGUUACUGAAUAUAGCGAUGAUUCUACUUUCGAGCUAACCCAUGAUGAUGCAGAUGGAGACAACAAUGAUCUUCUAAUAGAGCAAGAGAUAACUGAUAACUUAAAGUCUGAUGUAUUGCAAAAGUCCAGUUGUGGCGUUAGCAAGGAGGGUUGGUUCUGGGUGGCAGGUAUUCAAGGUUAUUCUAAUGAUCCUGGUGGUGCUUUGGAAGACGCUAUAUGUAAACUAAAGUUAACGUUGGAGACUAAUAGUCACACACUGCAAGACAUUUGCGCCAUCACUCUGUAUAUCAGCGAUAUGGGACAGUUUGUGCAUUUAAACGAGGUUUACAUUAAGAAUUUCCACCAUGUGAAUCCACCUACAAGGGCCUGUGUCCAAAUUCCCAUAAACUGCCCUGUUAUGAUUGAAGCAUUGUCCUGGAAAAGUGUGGAAAAUGGAGAUAGUGAAAUAGAGAGACAAACAAUGCACGUACAGAGCAUUUCUCAUUGGGCCCCUUGUAAUAUUGGCCCUUACAGUCAGGCGACUAAGAUAGGGGACUUUAUCCACCUUGCUGGACAGAUCGCUCUGGUCCCUGGAAAUAUGCAGCUCGUUCCGGGAGGUAUUAAAGCGCAGAGUAAACUUGCUGUGCGACAUAUUGACCGGGUUCUUCGAGCUAUGGAUUCCAGUGUCAAUGUUCGAGAUGUUGUACAGGGUGUUUGUUACGUCACUCACAGUUCAUACAUUGAACCAGCUAGGAAACAGUGGGAAGCUAAAACGAACAAUGCCAUCGUUCAGUAUGUUGUGGUGACAGGAUUGCCCAGAGGAGCCCUUGUGGAAUGGCACGUCUGGGCUCACAAGCAUAAUAAUCAAUUUGAAUAUGAAGAAAGAGGCAAAUGCAUCGAUCAAUACUCAAUAUCGUUAUACAGAAGAGUGAACUAUGAAAACAACGUAGCAGCCAUAGUAUGUCGGUUGGACGGUACUGACGAUGGCGAGGUGUUAACUAACAAAAUUUUUCUCGAAACUCUGUCGUAUUGCAUAGAAAAAUUGAAACAAGGGCACGAGAAUGUCGACAGGUGCGUCUACAAUCUUAAAAUUUUCUUUUCGGUACUUAAAAUUGCACACAUCGCAUCUCUAGUAGAUAUUGUGGAAACAUUCGCCGAAAGUAUUUGUUUGGUUUACACGUUUGUGCCUGUGGUCAAGCUGAAAAGCUUGAAGACUUUCUUAUCGAUUUCCGGUGUACGUAACCAGUGAUAAAUUUAAUACUCAUUUCAGCACUAAGGAUAGAUACUUUAUUAUAUUUUAUUAAUAAACGCUUUAUAUUUAAGAGUAAA
Molecule: messenger RNA, 2585 nt
Organism: Dendroctonus ponderosae (mountain pine beetle)
Lineage: Eukaryota; Metazoa; Arthropoda; Insecta; Coleoptera; Curculionidae
Product: diphthine--ammonia ligase
Exons: 11
Coding region: 478-2505 (675 amino acids)
Biological process (GO): protein histidyl modification to diphthamide
Molecular function (GO): diphthine-ammonia ligase activity
Source: RefSeq, a predicted model, not a curated record